AUGGCGGCAUAUACACAAAAACCACUGUUCAACAGAUGCUUUCAAAAUGCAAUAUCAUCCGAGGCCGUCAUAGCAGAAAAAUUGUGGGCAAUAGAAUAUCUCAACGACUGGUUUACAAACAACUCUAGCGCAAGUAUUCCGGGUCCACAGGCGGAUCCCAAUAUACUACAAUGGGAGACCAUAUACCACCUGUGUAUCAAUGGCAGUAAAGAGGCGGUGAUACGACUACUUCAGCUAGGGCUUACAUUUUCCGUGCCCUGGGAUCCAAGAACUCUCUUUCAUGCUGCUGUCAGGAGAUAUGAUAACGACAAGGACAUAUUGUAUCACCUGCUGGGCAAUCUGCCCUUGAACCAAUUUUUUCUUGUUUUUCAACCAGAUGAGACUGGAGAAACACCUCUACAAUGCGCCUUAAACCAGCCCUAUUUUGGUGAAAAGGAGGCGAUGCUAUUGAGGUGGGCACUUCAUGCUAGAAGACUGGGGUGGGAGAUACACUACAACAGAACACUCGCUGUUGCUGCACGGAAUGGACACAUUGAUGCCGUCAAAAUGCUCCUCGGCGCUUUGCAUGAUGCGAGGCACGAUAUGAACACAGAUCCACUAAUCUCGGCUAUUCGUUACAUGGCAAAAGAGACUAACAAUGACGAAAACCUCGCCAUUGGAUGUGACAUAGUCACACAGCUGGCCCAAUAUGGACAUGAAAUGGGAUGGGGCAACGGAGUGGGAUACUUUGUUCAAGAGCUUGUCGGUCUCUUUAAAUAUAGGGUAUAUGGAACGACAUAA
This is a messenger RNA of Aspergillus oryzae RIB40, 780 nucleotides long. RefSeq lists its product as uncharacterized. The record is from RefSeq and is a predicted model, not a curated record. Lineage: Eukaryota; Fungi; Ascomycota; Eurotiomycetes; Eurotiales; Aspergillaceae. The transcript has a single exon. The coding region runs from base 1 to 780 and encodes 259 amino acids.